AGAGAUGGAAAUGACGGUUCAGGUAAAGACAGAUUUAUAUUUUUACAACUUGCGAAGAUUUUGUACUUUAAAUUUGAACGUUUCAGUCAUGGAGGAGUAUUAUUGCCCAGAUAUGGAACAAGUCACGCCCACGUGACCUGUGACCCUUGAGACUAACCUGGACCUUACGUAAUGGUUCCCACAGCAACCGAUUUGGCGUCACUGCUCGACUUUCAAAUUCAUGACUACGCGUUUCUCUUCGAAGAGAUUUCAGGUCCCACAUCAGACAAAGAGGCACCCGCGGUGGACACAUGAGGACAUGUUUAUGAGGGACGGUCCACCUCUCGUUUUUCCCCGUUUAACCGCGUCUUUGCGGAGCUGGACCUGAGGAACGUCUCCGCCGUUGUGUGGCUAGGUCUGUUGUUGUUAGCCUUCGUUGGUCGGCCAACAUGGCUGAGGACGACAGCGAGUGGAUAGUAGAGAGUCUCGUGGGCUACCUGGGAAGUCCCGAAUGGGUCACUCCUGUCACGGACUUCAUGGAAAACAAAUGCACAGUUUUUGAUGAUGAAGAUGAAAAUAAGUUGUCAUAUACAGAAAUCCACGAGCAGUAUAAGAAAUUGGUGGAGAAGCUGUUGGAGACCUACAUGCAAGAGGUUGGCAUUAACGAGCAGCAGUUACUGGGUGCAUGCGCCUCUCCCUUUACCAAGUCCAGAUCUUUGCAGUCUGUGUUCCAGCCAAUUUUUGCUACAGAUGACUUCCAGAUAUUUCGCUCCUUAAUGGUUCAGAAGAACAUGGAGCUGCAGCUUCAAGCUCUCAGGGUCCUGAAAGAACAGAACGGAGCCCUCCCAGAGUGUCUGACUGACGGUGUCGACGUGAUGACUGAGUUGGAGCAAGAAGAGAUGAAAAUCCUUGAGCAGGUUCUUAAAAAAUCUAGAGAAGAAUAUGAUGAAGAGAUGUCCAAGAGGCUGCUAUUAGAGGAGGAGGUUGGCUCCACGUCCAGCAGCUGCUCUGAUAAGCCAAUAAAAGAACGUGAUGAUGCUGAGGACACCUCAUCAUCUCCAUGCCAACAAAGCAACACUUCCAAACCCACAUCAGAUUGUGGCACAAACAGCGUCCAGUCCAGAGUCCUUCCAGCUGUGAGAUCCUCUGUAAAGUUUAGUGGCACCAGUUGUCCUCAUUCAGAGGAGCAGAGCAGCAGCAGCAGGUGUGCAAUAGCUGAGACCAACCUGAAGGAGGUGCAAAAGGAAGACGAGCUGCAGCAGAGGGCGGCGUAUCUGCGUCAGCAGCGGGACAAGCUGCAUGAGUUGAAAAAAGAACAGCAGAAAAACAAAGAGACUACUACACCAGAGGAGGCGCUGGCCAAUCCCACACCAGCACCCUCCACGCCCCCGGAGGCAGCAGGACAGCCCCAGCUGAACGGGGCCAGUUCCCCUCCUCCUGCUCCUCCUUCAACACAACACUCCACCAAGCAGAAGGAGAAAUCUGCUGAGGAGAGGAAAAGGCUACAGAAGAGAAAGCAUCUGGCCGACAAGCUGAAAGAAGAAGUAAUCAAGAAAUAAUCUCGCCUCCAGUAAAAACGGUUUUAUUUGAAAAUACACCUGCUGUAGUCAGUUUUGAUGCUUUCUUAAGAGCAAACCAGUGCAUUUUUUCAGGGGGGGGGGGGGGGGGGGUUGCCACUCAAGUAUUUGAAGAUGAGAUAACCCUCAUUUAUUCGACCAUCUUUAGAAAUAUGCAGCGACACAACAUUGGUGCACAGUGGGAUCUCCAGAUUCAGAACUGUGCUGAUUACCAAAAUCACCUUUGCUCACUAGUUCAUGAAAAUCUCCAGAUUUAUAAGUCGAUUAAGCAAUGGACACAUAGCAGUCUCAAAAUGUAAUGUUUUUGGCCUCUGAAAUCAGUCCUUGAGUUUGAGGUGUGUUUUUUAUUUUACAGUUCUUCUAAACUUCACAACUACGAUCGAGGCUUGAUCUGUUACUGUAAAUAUACAAAAUGAUUGUAUUUCUCUAGAUGACAGCUGCUAUUCUAUUUAAACAUGAAUGACAGCUCGGAUCAGAGUGAUCCUAGUUGUGCUGGAGGUGGCGUUAGCAUAUAUCACUUCCUGCUUCUUCCACACUUUUACUCUAUUACGUUAUUCUAAAGGGGCCAAGACAAUGGUGUGUUGCUUUCUAUGAGUGCAGUAUGUUUCCAAAGCAGUCAGCAACUUUCACUUUGAGCAAUCAUGUUGCACCAGUUUCUAUAUAUGUAAAAAUUAUUACGUAUGCCGUUUUAAUAAAUCACAUUUUGUAGAAACAACCUGAUCUCCAGACUUUUAGGUGUUUAAACGACUCGAGGCGAGUCAGUCACACCUCAGCUGUUGCAAUCUUCUAAAGAUAGCCCUUUAAGUCACUAACUACCAUUUGAAUUGAAAUGAGCUGAUAAAAACAAAACUGAAUCAAUGUCAGGGUCACAUUUAAUUUCAAAACUUAAUAAAAUCAUACAAAUGUUAAGAAUAUGGAUAGUGGUAGUAAAUGCACUUGGUACAAAUUCAGAGAGCAGAAACAGUCGUUGGGUGAUGCCGACAGACAGGAAAUGACAUUCCACCGCUCAGCGUUGGCAACAACUUUACUUGUGCUCCAACUCUACUGCCUUAAGUGCGAACUGGAAUUUAGUUUUGAAUCCCUUCAUCUGAUUUUGUGUGUUUUUGGUGAGCUCAGGACAAAGAAAAACAUCCUGCUGUUUUGACAACACAGAAAAUUUGCACCACCUCAACUGCAGCACCAAAUCAUUUUUUAAUCACAACUAAUAAAAACAGCUCACCCAUUCUUUCAUUUUUCACAAGUUUUCCUUCAGCUUCUUUUGAGCUGCAGACACGUUCUACAGAACUAAACUCACCGCGGUGUGGAGAUGAUGGAACCUUCAAACUGAGCUGAUGACGUUACAGUGCACGGACGAGGUUGGAAAUUAAACUAAACCUGAGAUCUGUCUGAGAGCAGAGCGACGUGACCUCCUGGGACUAAAGUGGGCUCUAAAUCUACUUAAAGCACAACAGCUUGUCUCUACCGCCCUGUUAAAACUAAAUGAGCUGUCAUCGGGUGUAAAUCAUAACACUAAAUUCUUAAAUUGACUAAAAUACAAAACUCCAGACAUCCUCAAAAUGUUAGCUGCAAAAGUGACUUUACUGCAGUCGUUUCAUUGUUAAAACCAGCAUUUGCAACCUUUUUCGCCAUGUUACACAGAAUCGAAUGAACUGGACUGAGUGAAAGAGCGCCCAACCUUUCUUUUGACAAAAAACUCCAAUAACAGGCAGGCACUCUCCUCUUUUCAGAACCACAAGUGAAAAAUAAUUAAAAAGGGGAAAAACUAUGUACAAUACUUUAACAAACUCUUUAAAUACAAGACUUGUGGCGUACACAAUCCUGUGAGACUUUGUGUGCCGUGGCCAAGCGGAUGCCAUGGCUUUAAAGGAUUGAGUCCUGCUCUACUCGGUCUAAGCAUCGUUACAGCUCAGUUCAUCCAGGUUUGUUUUGUCACCUCCCUUCUCUUUAUAUUUAUACUUCUGUUUUCUAGAUCCUUCCAACUCUGCUGGGGUAGAACACACCCAGAGCAGCUUCAGCCAGUCAAGGUGUUCAUCGCCUUGACGGCUAGUCCCGCUAGCCUGAAUGGCCAGCUGAACAGUUUCUACACUGGCUGGUCGUGUUUUGGAGUCCUCUGCCUCUGGUGCUCGUUGGCUCAGUUUGGAAAAAGGAUGUAGCAGGCCGCUGCUGCGCCACUAAUUUAUUGUUACUGUUGCAACAAUAUGGUGAGAUUAAAAAAGAAAAUCACCUUGGAACUGAGAUUACCAGGAAGGAAAUUCUCUGAUCAAGAAAGAAAAGAUUCAGGGAUCUUAGGGAAUCAGCUGUGUAAAAAAAAAAAAACAAAAAAAAAAAAACAAUACAAAUAAA
Nothobranchius furzeri (turquoise killifish) is the source of this 3899-nucleotide messenger RNA. It is a transcript of the gene cfap36, whose product is annotated as cilia and flagella associated protein 36. The record is from RefSeq and is a predicted model, not a curated record. Gene Ontology annotation, cellular component: axoneme; ciliary base. NCBI's taxonomy places the organism in Eukaryota, Metazoa, Chordata, Actinopteri, Cyprinodontiformes, Nothobranchiidae.